GAACGAAAACAAAAUAAAACAAGCUAGGAAGAUGUCAGCAGCCGGCAUGCUGGUGCUCCUCGUGUCAUGUAGUGUCUUCUCCAUGGGACUGUCAUUCCGCAUGGAGGGUGGGCUCAUGACAUUCACACCAAAAGGGAGGAAUCCGGAUGGCACAUAUCGGGUUGAUUUUCGAUACAAAGAAUCUUACCGAAAUUACUGCCAUCAAGAGUUUUCCUGGGACUGCAGCGGCGGGGACUGUGGCUACACGAGAGAACUCCAAUACGGGCAAAUAGACAACAGCCCGCUGGAGGACACCUGGUGCCAGGCUGAAGGGUUCAUGUCGAGAAGUGUCCCCAGUGACAAGCCGUUUGAUAUGAAUGAAAACGGUUGCUGUUGGGUCUACAAUUUAUAUGGAUUCCCAAACUGGCUGCUGUCAACUCACGUGGACCUGGGCAUGAGAUCCGACACUGGAAUUCCCAACAGAUCUCCAGUCACAACACUCCCUCCAAAGCUAAGGGUCCCACAAAACUGCCCCACCACCUACUCACUGCUGGCCUAUGACCCUGAUGGUGACCACGUGAAAUGCAGAUAUGGAAAGUCAAACAACAGUGAGUGCUCCACCUGUGCUGAACCAGCUGGCUUUGGACUAAAUGAGAUAUUGUGUGAACUUUCUUACUAUGGCUCACAAACUGGGGUGUACAUCUUUGAACUUGUCAUGGAAGAUUUUACGCAGCGGCACAUUCAGUUACAAUACACUGAUGGCUCAUCAGUGAGCAAAGCCCCCCUUUACUCUGUCAGGAAACGUAAAAGUGCUUUUUCAACAACCCCAAGCAAUUCGGAUUGGCCAAUGAAUUAUGCUCCAACAUUAUCAGCUGCUUUAAUGACAAGUCCAGGUAGCUGGCCCUGGUGGUUUCGGUUGUGGUGGAAUGAACACUCCACAACAACGGCUCCCUAUACAACAACCCCAAGCAACUGGGAUUGGUCAACGAGUACAGAAACAACAACAGCAGCUCCUACCACAUCAAGCAACUGCAACUGGUGGUGGACAACGAGUACGGAAACAACAACAGCAGCUCCUUCCACAUCAAGUCCAGACAGCUGGCCCUGGUGGUGCAACUGGUGGUGGUGGAAUGGACAAUCCACAACAACAGCUCCUUAUACAACAGCUCCAACCACCUGGUGGUGGUCAACAACUGUGGAAACAACAACAGCAGAUCCUUCCACAACAACUACCAGCAACUGGUGGUGGUGGUGGUGGAAUGGACAAUCCACAACAACAGCUCCUUAUACAACAGCUCCAACCACCUGGUGGUGGUCAACAACUGUGGAAACAACAACAGCAGAUCCUUCCACAACAACUACCAGCAACUGGUGGUGGUGGUGGUGGAAUGGACAAUCCACAACAACAGCUCCUUAUACAACAGCUCCAACCACUUAUACGACUAGCCAAACAUCCCAAACAUCAACAUACUUACCAUACACACAACCUGCAAACCAAGACCCACUAAGUAAAAUACCCGUCCAGUUCCUUGUGGAAGUUAUUUCUUCAGUGCCCAGCUGCAACUUUGGGGAUUACAGGCCUCAGUAUUUGAGCCCUACGCCUUACAACGGACAAAUCCGAAAAGCGUUUGUCAAUAGUCAGUUUCAGUUCACCAUCAGAACACAGGCAUCAUAUGCUGUCAUACAGAACAUCAUGGUCAGUGGCCCACUGAAUAUAACAAAAUCAUACCAGUAUGAUUACCAGGCACUCAUCGGAAAAGCAGAAGUGACAUGGACACCUUCUGAAAAUGACCAAGGCGAGUCCGUCCCCAUUUGUUUCUUUGCUGAGACUCAAGAAGGGUACCAGUCUGAGCUGAGAUGCAUUGUAGUGACAGUAGGAAGAAGUGAAUUUCUCCCAUUGAAUAUUGAGGCCAGCAUCGAGUGCACCAAGACGACAAUGUCCCUGUUUGUGCUGAAGUCUUCGGCCCCGGGCCUUAAUGAACAAUACAUGCAACUAAAUGACCCUCGUUGCUCACUGACAUCAAAUUCAACACAUCUGAUCGCGAGUGUGUCUCUGAACUCCUGCGGUACUCGUUAUCAGGAAAAUGAUACAGAGAUCAUUUUCGAGAAUGAGAUUACAACAUUUGAUCAUUCCAAUCAAGUCAUAAGCAGAAAAAACCAGAUUGAGAUUCCUUUCAGUUGUUCUUACCCUAAAAUGGGGACAGCCUCUGCUUCCUUCUCUCCUCACAAAGCCAGCUACCUGUUCUCUGAAGCCGGCUUUGGCUCCUUCACCUUCGUGUUUGAGUUUUAUGAGAGCAGCGACUUCACAAGCAUCAUCAACCCCAGCGAGUACCCGAUUGGGGUGGAACUUGGCGAGAUGUUGUACAUGGGCAUCAGUGUGGACUCACCGCUUGACAACAUCAUGUUGUUUGUUCAGGACUGUAGAGCCACACCUCAUGACGACCCCAGUGACCCAACCUACUAUGACAUCAUUACAGACGGGUGUGUUCAGGAUGACACAGCAAUAAUCUUCCCCAGCAACCAGACAGAGUUCAGAUUUGGAAUGGCAGCCUUCACUUUCAUCGGGGAUCACAGCCAGGUGUACAUGACCUGUACGGUCAUUGUGUGUACUGCUGGAAGUCCCGGAACCCGAUGCACUCAGGGCUGUGUUAACAGCACAUCUACUGUACCCAGAUACAAGAGAUCAUUAGCUUCAGAAAGUCAGGAGCACUUCAUCUCUCAGGGACCACUCUACCUUUCAAAAAAGAACAAUAAUCAGGUCAGUCUGAAUCCAAACACCCUUGUCAUUGUGAUGGGCUUCAUUGCAGCUGUGGCCACUGUGGCCUCUGUGGUCGGGGUUGUGAUUUAUAAGAUAAAAAUGUCAAAGGUGGUCCGAUACGAACGUCUUCCUCCUUCAGAGCUCUGAGCAUCUUUAGAAUGAGUUGUCACCACAGUG
Messenger RNA from Erpetoichthys calabaricus (reedfish), 2914 nucleotides. RefSeq lists its product as uncharacterized. NCBI's taxonomy places the organism in Eukaryota, Metazoa, Chordata, Cladistia, Polypteriformes, Polypteridae. The record is from RefSeq and is a predicted model, not a curated record. The transcript is spliced from 16 exons. Bases 32 to 2884 code for a protein of 950 amino acids.